Molecule: messenger RNA, 519 nt
Organism: Penicilliopsis zonata CBS 506.65
Lineage: Eukaryota; Fungi; Ascomycota; Eurotiomycetes; Eurotiales; Aspergillaceae
Exons: 2
Coding region: 1-519 (172 amino acids)
Source: RefSeq, a predicted model, not a curated record
AUGUCUUUCCUUCGACCCUCUAUCCUCGGCAUCGGCGUGGGCCUCUCCUUCGCCCUGCACCCUCUCUCCCCGCUCCGCUCACCCCCAAUGCAGACACAGUACACAGCGCCGCACUCGCGUUCCAACGAGCACCCUCAUGAAACAGUGUGGUCAAUUGCCAACGAUGAGGUCUUGAACAAACAAGGGAAAACUGGAAUACAGAACAGUCAGAAGACAAGCACAGGGAUGCGAACAGGACUGUUGAAUGCCUCAACGAUGCGGCAGGUUAGUCUGGGGAGUGUCUUGGGCUUAAUGGUUGGUGUGGGAUUACGCGCCUUCUCGCGCGCUUUGGUCGUUCUUCUAGGGAUGGGAAUUGUUAUUGUUGAGUGGGCCGCUGCAAGAGGGUACAAUCUCAUCCCUGUGAACUGGAUGCAGAAGUACGUCAAGGGUGUGGAUGUGCAAAGGGCCCUCACGGUGCAUAUGCCGUUUAAGAUGAGUUUUGGGCUUACAAUGACCCUCGCUGCUUUUGCAAGAUUUUGA